Messenger RNA from Porites lobata, 654 nucleotides. The record is from the annotation of a GenBank genome assembly. NCBI's taxonomy places the organism in Eukaryota, Metazoa, Cnidaria, Anthozoa, Scleractinia, Poritidae.
CUGGUGAUCAAUGGAGGCUUCAAGGAUACACUGAAGGUGUGGUCAUCUGACACAACACGACAAGAUAUAAGAGAGCCCGCAUCAGAUCAUGAGGAGGCAGAUACUAGAAUAGUAUACAAGCAAGUCAACAUUUUGUGUCUUGAUACGGACGUUCUGGUCCUCCUUUUGGCACACCGAGAGCAGCUUUGUCAAGAGAUAUGGAUGUUUGCGGGUACAUCAAGACAAAGGCGUUACAUACCAGUUCACAGAAUCCCGCUCUCCGAGGAGAAGAGGAAGUCGCUUCUGGCAUUUCAUGCCAUUACUGGCUGUGAUACGACAAGCCAGUUUUAUGGUGAGGGCAAGGCAUCGGAAUGGAAAGUCUUCGAAAAUGCACCUGACCUCUUGGAACACCUUGGAGAAGAAAGCCAAAUCAGUGCUGACGUUCUUGCCAAAGCUGAAGCCUUUGUAUGCAAAUUCUACAAUCAGGGAACACAAGAGGUGGAAAUCAACAAAAAAAGAGAAGCAGCGUUUCGCAAAUCCAAGAAAGAUCUUGACGCCCUACCUCUGACUCAAGGUGCACUGAUUCUCCACGUAAAGGGGGCAAACUAUCAGACCAUGGUAUGGCAUAAAGCGCUGGAACCAUGUCCUUCUCUCCCAAAGCCUGAAGACAGCGGA